CAGCCUGCUGAGAGGUCCCUCUAGAAAUCUCCAAAAUGGAGCCUCUCACAGCCUACCCUUUGAGAUGUUCAGGGCCCAAAGCGAAGGUAUUUGCAGUUUUGCUGUCUAUGGUUCUAUGUACAGUAAUGCUAUUUCUUCUACAACUAAAAUUCCUAAAACCUAAAAUCAACAGCUUUUAUACCUUCGAAGUGAAAGAUGCAAAAGGAAGAACGGUUUCUCUGGAAAAGUUUAGAGGCAAAGUUGCACUAGUUGUAAACGUGGCUAGUGACUGCCAACUCACAGACAGAAAUUACUUAGCACUGCAGGAACUACACAAAGAGUUUGGACCAUUCCACUUCAGCGUCUUGGCUUUUCCUUGCAAUCAGUUUGGAGACUCGGAGCCCCGCCCAAGCAAGGAAGUAGUAACUUUUGCAAGAAAUAACUACGGAGUAACAUUCCCCAUCUUCCACAAGAUUAAGAUUCUAGGAUCGGAAGCAGAACCUGCAUUCAGAUUUCUUGUUGAUUCUUCGAAGAAGGAACCAAAGUGGAAUUUUUGGAAGUAUCUGGUCAACCCCGAGGGUCAAGUUGUGAAGUCCUGGAGGCCAGAGGAACCCAUUGAAGUCAUCAGGCCUGAGAUAGCAGCUCUGAUUAGACAAAUGAUCAUAAAAAAGAAAGAGGAUCUAUGAAAACGCCAUCAAACCAUUCUAAGGCAAUAGUCAGACUACAGAAAUGUCUCCAUGAGGGCUUGGUCCCAUUUUAAAUACUCUGACAAAUAAAUGUGGUACUGAAGGAAGAUUUUCCCUCUAAGUUAUCUUAUCAGUAAGUGGUAAUGAAUGUCCCCACAAUAGCAAUGUUACCCAAAGCAAAAAUAAAGAGCAGCCAAAGAAUCUAAAUGAAAUAUAUUAAAUAUUUCACCUGACCACAUGAAAUAAUUCAGAAUACAGUCAUCAGUGUGCUUCAAUAGCCUAUUAUUUGACUUGACAUUUUCUAGGACUGUACUGGAUGGAAAUGGCAACACACUAACAACUCUUUGAAUUUAGGACACUGUGUGAAAUUUCUGGAGUAACUAACUGUAAAUGACUUUUUAUGUAAUAAAAGAGAAAAUAAAGUUUGCAAAAUGUGUAAUGUA
Vicugna pacos (alpaca) is the source of this 1108-nucleotide messenger RNA. RefSeq names its product glutathione peroxidase 8 (putative) (gene GPX8). The record is from RefSeq and is a predicted model, not a curated record. Gene Ontology annotation, molecular function: glutathione peroxidase activity. NCBI's taxonomy places the organism in Eukaryota, Metazoa, Chordata, Mammalia, Artiodactyla, Camelidae. Gene Ontology annotation, biological process: response to oxidative stress.